This is a messenger RNA of Adineta steineri, 1236 nucleotides long. The record is from the annotation of a GenBank genome assembly. Lineage: Eukaryota; Metazoa; Rotifera; Eurotatoria; Adinetida; Adinetidae.
AUGUCUGAUUAUGAAGUACAUUGGGCUGUUUCAAUAUUCUUUUUGGCCUAUUUGAUUUUUGAAAUUCCAAGCAACGUUCUUAUGCGCUACCUUGGUCUGACUUCUUAUCUAUCAUUGUCAAUGAUCUCAUGUGGUAGUAUUGCUGUUGGCAUGGCGUUUGUAACGAAUGCUCGAGAAUUAAUGAUUGUUCGUGCUCUACUUGGUAUGGCUCAAUCUGGUUACUUUCCUGGUAUUAUUAUUUAUAUUUCGUGGUGGUAUUGCAAAAAACAACGAACUAUGAGAUUGGCUAUUGUCUUUACAGCUGCCAUUACUGCCAAUGCGCUCAAUGGUCUUUUGGCAUAUUGUUUUACCUUUAUGAAGCAUGUUGGUGGAUUGAAAGAUUGGCAAUGGAUGUUUUUACUUGAAAGUGCGCCAGUUAUACCUUUGGGUAUUGUUACUUGGCUUUUCCUUGACAAUAUACCAAAUACUGUCCGAUGGUUAAAACCUAGUGAUCAACAAACACUAACAAAUUGUCUAUUACAAGAUGCGGGCGUAUCCAUGAAUGAACUCACACAAAAUCGUAUACCUUCAUGUCAACAAAUAUUCUGUGUGUUUAACGAUUGGAGAAUUUAUAUGUAUGCUAUAAUAGCAAUGGGUAAUUACGCCGUUACUAAAUAUCUCACCGCAUAUCUUCCAUCAUUAGUCCACCUUAUGGGUUAUCGUCCGGCAGAGGCACAUUUAUUAACAAUACCACCCUACACGAUUGCAUGCAUAUCUUGUUUACUGGUCGGUUAUUCUUCAUCACGUCGAAAUGAACAUGUUUACCAUCUAGUGUCCUGCCUACUUGUAGCAUUGGUUGGCUUUGUUCUUUGGAUUACUCUACCCGUUAAUGCGAAAGUAGUGAUGUAUAUCAGUACCUGUAUCGCAUGUUGUGGAAUGUUCUCUGCAUUUCCUCUUCUUCUCUCUUGGCUAACAAAUACAAUUAAUGGUCGGACAGAGACAGCAAUGGCUAUUAGUUUUAUUAUGGGUAUUGGACAGAUUGGUGGAAUAGUAUUGCCUCUUGUUUACGAUGAUGGUAUACCAGGUAAUCGACGGGGUCAUCUUAUUUGCGUUGGACUGAUAUGUACUAGUUUGAUCACUACUUUUAUUCUACAUUUCUGUUCUAUAUUAGAAAAACGCUGUCGAAUUAUCCUAACGUUGGCUUUCCGUAAUUCUAAAAUACCCGUGGAAGAAUCUAAAGACUUGCCAAAAUACUGA